Molecule: messenger RNA, 1385 nt
Organism: Closterium sp. NIES-67
Lineage: Eukaryota; Viridiplantae; Streptophyta; Zygnematophyceae; Desmidiales; Closteriaceae
Source: the annotation of a GenBank genome assembly
UUGAUUAGGAGUUCCAGGUUGGACCCAGCUCGGUCAUACCUGAGUAGGGAGGUCAUUUUUACAGCGCAUAUGGGUCUCUAACGUUGCUAGGCAUAGGCUUCUGAUGCCUGGCGAAGACUCUGGGGCGUAUUUAUCCGUACAUACUUCGUGGCUUUUUAGGUACCUCCUGCGCCUCACGACACGGCCACUUGAACCUGUCUGUAGUUUGGACCUAAUAACGGUUGUUCACUUGAAAAUCUGUUCCCUGUCUACCGGCUAUUUACUGAAGUGCGACAUUGUAGACUCAAAACGGGCGCUUAACCUCCUGAGAAGUUUCCCGCCACGAUGAUGCGCUUCGAGAAUGCCAUUAGAUUUCAUGAGCGUUGCCUCAUAAGCCCUAAUCUCGUGCAGCGCCUCCCUUCUGGGAAUUCCGGAUCUGCGAAGCGGCGGGACAAGCGCAAGCAAGGGCGAGGCAAGGUUGUGCUUAUAACGGGGUGCUCCGUUGGCGGCAUCGGAUAUGCUCUUGCGGAAGAGUUCGCGCGUCGCGGGGCGACAGUGUAUGCGACGGCUCGGCGACUGGAGGCGAUGGACGGGCUGGCAGAGCUUGGCGUGCGACUGCUGCCGCUCGACGUCACGUGCAUCAGAUCCAUCCAGGAAGCAAUCUCUAGAGUGACGUCGGAGUGUGACUGUAUUGAUGUGCUGGUGAACAACGCGGGAUUCGGCGCGCCGUCUCCAGUUGCUGAAAUUCCCCUCGAUAGACUGCGACUGGUUUACGAAACAAAUGUCUUUGGCGCUGUAGCGCUGUCGCAGGCAGUGUUUCCCCACAUGGCUGAACACGGUAGCGGGACCAUCAUUAACAUGUCAAGUGUCAGCAGCUACACCCACCGCCCCUUUACGUCAGCCUACUCAGGAAGCAAGGCAGCUCUCAACGCGGUUACAAACUGCAUGCGAGUGGAAAUGAAACCGUUCGGGAUUCGCGUGGUGCUCGUAACACCUGGUUACAUCCGGACCAACAUCUUCAGCAAAACCGUCGCAGAUAUGCCGUCAAUUCCAGAUGACAGCUUGUACAAGCACCUUGAGUUGCGCAUGUGCCAGUCGUACGAGUAUCGCGCCGCGGAUACUGGCAACCCACCUGCUUCGGACCUGGCUGAGCGAAUUGCUGACGCAGCGUUUGCGAAGCGGCCACCAAUUCGGGUCGUGUUUGGGCGACAUGCAUUUGCAGGAGUGCUGUUCGGUUCCCUGUCCUCAUGGCUACAAGAUUGGAUAUCCACACGGCUGUAUGGAAAGGGACAGAAUCUAUAAUGGUGUUGUCAACCAAUUCUCAUAAUAGAAAAAGGUUUCUUUGUCAAACAUUAGUAUAUCUAGUGUUUGUAUAGACUGUAUAGGGUCACCUUUUAGAGAGUACA